AUGUCUUUAAGAAAGGUAAUGAAGGGUGUACCCUUGGACCCGCUGCCGGCUAAAGGGAUUCUAUAUAGAGAUGAAGAUGCGCUUACCACCUGCCAACGAGAGUGUGUGGCCCGGGUUGGUACCACCCUUCAAUUGGAGCAAGAGUCGUAUCUUUCCAGACAUCCAGAGAUACGGGCAAUACUAGAGACGUUUGUUAGUAAAAUGACCAGAGAAAACAAGCGGAAAGGUAUUUUAAAGGAAGCAGCAGAAUAUUUUACGAAACCAAUAGAAGAACUUGAAUCUGAGAUCAAAGAACACCUCAACAUUUCGGAGGGAAGUUCUUUCAUUAAGAAAGACGCUAAGCAAUUCAAAUAUAACGAUUUAAAGCUGAUAGAUGAUAUACAGAAGAUUAUCAGUAUAAAUUAUCCCGGAGAACCGUUCAGAAUUCUAACACCAGACGCUUCCACAAUUAAUACGGCAUCGUCAUCGUUUGUAUCCAUUGCUACUUCAGACACCACGCUACCAACUCCAGAGCCGAUACCAACCCCGGAGCCAACACUUUCAGAAACAUUAUUUUCCUUGGUAUCUAAUACAGUUGAUAAAGCAAUAUUUCUUCACGUUGACGAACCAGCCCUACGCUACGAUACGGCUUAUGUAGAACUGAAGAAAGCUGUCGAAGAAGCUAUGGAAGUACCUGUUAUUGAAAUCAAGGAAGAUAUUGCUGAGUUAUAUUAUAAUUCAUAUAAAAUGUUUGAGCUAAAUAUCAUGGAGAAGGAACGUAUCACCGCUGAAAUCGCCUGGGAGAAAAGAAUGCGCAAGAAAUUGAAGAGAACACUUAGGCGUCAGAAUAAUUUUAAAGGGUAUGAGACUCCACCUACACCAAAAAGUGUCCUUUCAUCGCACGAGAGUUACAAAAGCCGCCACCACGUCCGUGUGUUUGUCAUCCACAAUACACUUAUAACCGUUACCCAAAGGAUCGCUUUGGAAUAUACUUGCCCAGACAGGCAGUCAAUAGUGAGUAAGAAGUCCGCAGUUUCGGCGAAAAGUACAGUCAGUAAGAAAACUACUUUUAAGGAGUGA
Pieris macdunnoughi is the source of this 1059-nucleotide messenger RNA. The record is from the annotation of a GenBank genome assembly. NCBI's taxonomy places the organism in Eukaryota, Metazoa, Arthropoda, Insecta, Lepidoptera, Pieridae.